This is a messenger RNA of Coregonus sp. 'balchen', 42025 nucleotides long. The record is from the annotation of a GenBank genome assembly. Lineage: Eukaryota; Metazoa; Chordata; Actinopteri; Salmoniformes; Salmonidae.
AUGGCGAGGCAGACCGGGGUCUUCUACUUAACCCUGGUCCUCAUCAUGGUCACCAGCGGGCUUUUCUUCGCGUUCGAGUAAGUGUAAAUUACACACUACAGUUGCUCAUGCAAGACCUAAACAUAAUUCACUGGUGAUGCAAUGAGCGCAUUUGGCACAAGCCAGGUGAGCAAGGGGUAGGCUAUGUAACCGCAGUCAAUAUGUUUUGAAUUUUAGAUAUUCGGAGUUCGCUCGUCAAUAGCUCUCAGACGGAAGGUCCUAGGAUGAUAAUGCUAUAACUAGAAUCAGAUGAUGGUAGAGAGCAAGGUACACCCUUUGUUUUUACCGAUGGUCGAACUAUUCCCUUAACAGAGCCGAAAAGGUGGCGAUAUGCUGAUUUCUGGCGCUCAGUUGGUUUAGGGACCGUCGUAAAAGUGCUAUAUAUGUGUUUGUAUGUUAACAAAACGUUAUUUUUUUGCAUUCCCAUUCAGGAGGGUUAGCCCUAUAUGAACAUUACACACUGCAUAAUGCCUCCAGUCGCUAAAGGGCCCAACAUGUUUAUUAGUUACCUCUAACCACUAAGGGUGCUAUAUUUGGCCGAUUUACAAGGAUACCAGGUGAAAUUGAGAUGUAAAACCACAUAAUGUGAAGUCACUGACCCCCCCUCAUCCAUGCUACAUUCAUUACAAUUCCAGUUCACCACCCUGAUUUUUACCUGUAUUUUCCUGAUAUUUUCAAUAGCUCACUGUCCAUAUGAGUUACAGAUAUACAUACAAGUGUGUUGGGUUCCUUGAUCUCUUAUCAAAGGUACACCUCACCUUUGUUUUUCCAAAAAUGUUCACCUAGUACAUCUGUGGUUAUUAAUUCUCAUAAAGAUCAAAUGUUCAAUAGCUUCCAGUCCAAAUGACAUAUACAGUGAGCUCCAAACAUAUCGGGACAGUGACACAUUUCUAGUUGCUUGGUCUCUGUACUCCAGCACUUUGGAUUUGAAAUGAUACAAUGACUAUGAAGUUAGUGCACACUGUCCGCUUUAACUUUAGGGUAUUUUCAUCCAUAUCGGGUGAACAGUUUACAAAUUACAGCACUUUUUGUACAUAGUCCCCCCAUUAUAGGGGACCAAAAGUAUUGGGACAAAUUCACUUGUGAAUUAAAGUAGUAAAAAGUUAAGUAUUUGGUCCCAUAUUCAUAGCACACGAUGACUACAUCAAGCUUGCAACUACAAAUUUGUUGGAUGCAUUUGCUGUUUGUUUUGGUUGUGUUUCAGAUUAUUUUGUGCCUAAUAGAAAUGAAUGGUAAAUAAUGUAUUGUGUCAUUUUGGAGUCACUUUAAUUGUAAAUAAGAAUAUAAUAUGUUUCUAAACACUUCUACAUUAAUGUGGGGCGGCGCACAAUUGGCCCAGCGUCGUCCAGGGUAGGGGAGGGAAUGGCCGGCAGGGAUGUAGCUCAGUUGGCAGAGCAUGGUGUUUGCAACGCCAGGGUUGUGGGUUCGUUUCCCAAGGGGGGCCAGUAUGAAAAAUAAACGAACUGUAAAUCGCUCUGGAUAAGAGCGUCUGCUAAAUGACUAAAAUGUAAAAUGUAAAAUGUAAAUGUGGAUGCUACCAUGAUUACGCAUAAUCCUGACUGAAUCAUGAGUAAAGAUGAGUGAGAAAGUUACAGACGCACAAAUAUCAUACUCCCAACACAUGCUAAACUCUCACCAUUACAAUAACAGGGGAGGUUAGCAUUUUUGGUGGGGUAUGAUAAUUGGGGAUGCUAUAACUAUGGGAUCAAAUACUUAACUUUUUACUACUUUAAUACACAUAAGUGAAUUUGUCCCAAUACUUUUGGAAAAUUGUUAAUACAUUUGAAAAUGUAUUAAAAAUAAAAAACUGAAAUACCUUAUUUACAUAAGUAUUCAGACCCUUUGCUAUGAGAAUCAAAAUUUAGCUCAGGUGCAUCCUGUUUCCAUUGAUCAUCCUUGAGAUGUUUCUACAACUUCUACAACUUCUACAAAAACCAAGCCAUGAGGUUGAAGGAAUUGUCCGUAGAGCUCAGAGACAGGAUUGUGUCGAGGCACAGAUCUGGAGAAGAGUACCAACAUUUUUUACAGCAUUGAAGGUCCCGAAGAACACAGUGGCCUCCAUCAUUCUUAAAUGGAAGAAGUUUGGAACCACCAAGACUCUUUCUUGAGCUGGCCGCCCUACCAAACUGAGCAAUCGGGGGAGAAUGGCCUUGGUCAGGGAUGUGACCAAGAACCCGAUGGUCACUCUGACAGCUCUAGAGUUCCUCUGUCGAGAUGGGAGAACCUUCCAGAAGGACAACCAUCUCUGUAGCACUCUACCAAUCAGGCCUUUAUGGUAGUGGCCAGACGGAAGCUACUCCUCAGUAAAAGGCACAUGACAGCCCGCUUGGAGUUUGCCAAAAAGCACCUUAAGGACUCUGACCAUGAGAAACAAGAUUAUCUGGUCUGAUGAAACCAAGAUUGAACUCUUUGGCCUGAAUGCCAAGCGUCACAUCUGGAGGAAAACUGGCACCAUCCCUAUGGUGAAGCAUGGUGGUGGCAGCAUCAUGCUGUGGGGAUGUUUUUCAGCGGCAGGGGCUGGGAGACUAGUCAGGAUCGAGGCAAAGAUGAACGGAGCAAAGUACAGAGCGAUCCUUGAUAAAAACCUGCUCCAGAGCGCUCAGGACCUCAGACUGGGGUGAAUGUUCACCUUCCAACAGGACAACGUCCCUAAGUACACAGCCAAGACAAAGCAGGAGUCUCUGAAUGUCCUUGAGUGGCCCAGCCAGAGCCCGGACUUGAAUCCGAUCGAACAUCUCUGGAGAGACCUGAAAAUAGCUGUGUAGCGACGCUCCCCAUCCAACCUGAUUUAGAUAAUAAAGCAUUUGACCUUUCCAUUUAGUUAACGAUGGAGGAUUGCUUGAUUUCCAGUUAAGAAUACGUUUUUUCAAGAUAAUUGACGAGAAAAGUAUCAUCCAACCCAUAGAUCUCUAAGCUGCUGCAGGUUUCCAAAGGGUCAUUUUUAAAGGUUUAUAUAAUUGCAGUCUUUCCAUCUUGCAAUCAAAACGGGUUCCAAUUAAGAACCUUUUUGGAUUUUCUUAGUGUAUCAGCCUGAAAAGCCUGAAAUUCAAUGGCCUACUCAUUGAGUGCUAAAAUGCCACAAAUGUAAGGCAAUUAAGUCACAUACACUUAUGUCUUCAAUUAGAAUUGUUGAAGACAGCUUGUAUAGGCCCAAUGUUAUCACAUGCAAAUUCAUUCAUUUGACAUCAAUCGUAAUACGCAAAGAGUCGAGAGAUGACUGACAGAGAUUUUCCAGUCAGUCUCCCCAUCCCCCACCUUUCCCUCUGUGGUCUUUCAUUCCUCCCACAUUCCACACCACAACUUCCAAAACAUGGCACCCUGGUGUUCCCGUUUCCGUAGUAACUGUUUCCUCUUAAGCUCUUUGUGUCCUGUCGAACCAACAGCUUGCGACUCCAAGGCAACUGGAGGAGAGUCACUGAUUGUCCCAGUUUGAUUUGGCCUGUGUCCCAAAUGGCACCAAGUUCCCUAUAUAGUGCACUACUUUUGACCAGGGCCUGGUCAAAAGUAGUGUCAAAAGUAGUGCACUACAUAGGGAAUAGGGUGUCAUUUGGGAUGUAGGCAGCCUUGGUCUCUGUUGGUUGUAUUUGAAUCAGGGAUAAGACUAAAGUAAUUGCACUCCUCUAGCCUGAGUGAAGAGCGUCUCCAAACAUUCAUCCGUUUAUAGUCCUACAUGCUCUUGGGAAACAUUGCACAAAUGGUCAAAUGAAUGUGUUGUGAUUCAAUCAUGGAAUGGAUCAACUGCUGGUUACGUUUGCAUGUUGUUUACUCAUUGUUGCAUGAAGCAUCAGAAACUUAAAUGACGGAGAGACGCUUAUGCCUGAAUGUUUUCACUUCUCCUCUUCUCAAGGCUGAGAAACAUUCAUUUGAAUAAUGGGGAUACAUUUAUAAUAAUAGGACCCUGAACACCAUUGCCUGAAAUUUUCAGUCAAGAAGAUAUUGUCCUUGUGUAUUUUUAAGCUUUCAUUCAGACUAUUUUUCCAGUACAUUAUCCAAGACUGUCCAUAUUCCAUAGUCUAUAUAUAAAGGGCACAGUCCUUUUAUUUACAAAGGCAGUGGGAUAGAGAAGUGCAGCUACAGUUGAAGUCGGAAGUUUACAUACACCUUAGCCAAAUACAUUUAAACUCAGUUUUUCACAAUUCCUGACAUUUAAUCCUAGUAAUAAUUCCCUGUCUUAGGUCAGUUAGGAUCACCACUUUAUUUUAAGAAUGUGAAAUGUUCAAAUAAUAGUAGAGAGAAUGAUUUAUUUCAGCUUUUAUUUAUUUCAUCACAUUCCCAGUGGGUCAGAAGUUUACAUACGGUCAAUUAGUAUUUGGUAGCAUUGCCUUUCAAUUGUUUAACUUGGGUCAAACGUGUCGGGUAGCCUUCCACAUGCUUCCCACAAUAAGUUGGGUGAAUUUUGGCCCGUUCCUCCUGACAGAGCUGGUGUAACUGAGUCAGGUUUGUAGGCCUCCUUGCUCGCACACGCUUUUGAGAUGUUGCUUCAAUAUAUCCACAUAAUUUUCCUUCCUCAUGAUGCCAUCUAUUUUGUGAAGUGCACCAGUCCCUCCUGCAGAAAAGCACCCCCACAGCAUUAAGCUGCCACCCCCAUGCUUCACUUCACGGUUGGGAUGGUGUUCUUCGGCUUGCAAGCGUCCCCCUUUUUCCUCCAAACAUAACGAUGGUCAUUAUGGCCAAACAGUUCUAUUUUUGUUUCAUCAGACCAGAGGACAUUUCUCCAAAAAGUAUGAUCUUUGUCCCCAUGUGCAGUUGCAAACCGUAGUCUGGCUUGUUUAUGGCGGUUUUGGAACAGUGGCUCCUUCCUUGGAAGGUAGCCUUCCCCAAGCUUCCCACAAUAAGUUGGGUGAAUGUUGGCCCAUUCCUCCUGACAGAGCUGGUGUAACUGAGUUAGGUUUGUAGGCCUCCUUGCUCGCACACGCUUUUUCAGUUCUGCCCACAAAUGUUCUAUAGGAUUGAGGUCAGGGCUUUGUGAUGGCCACUCCAAUACCUUGACUUUGUUGUCCUUAAGCCAUUUUGCCACAACUUUGGAAGUAUGCUUGGUGUCAUUGUCCAUUUGGAAGACCAUUUGCGACCAAGCUUUAACUUCCUGACUGAUGUCUUGAGAUGUUGCUUCAAUAUAUCCACAUCAUUUUCCUUCCUCAUGAUGCCAUCUAUUUUAUGAAGUGCACUAGUCCCUCCUGCAGCAAAGCAUCCCCACAGCAUGAUUAUUAUUAUUAUUAUGAUGCUGCCACCCCGUGCUUCCCCCCCCCUUUCUCCAAACACAACGAUGGUCAUUAUGGCCAAACAGUUCUAUUUUUGUUUCAUCAGACCAGAGGACAUUUCUCCAAAAAGUAUGAUCUUUGUCCCCAUGUGCAGUUGCAAACCGUAGUCUGGCUUGUUUAUGGCGGUUUUGGAACAGUGGCUCCUUCCUUGCUGAGCGGCCUUUCAGGUUAUGUCGAUAUAGGACUCGUUUUACUGUGGAUAUAGAUACUUUAGUACCUGUUUCCUCCAGCAUCUUCACAAGGUCCUUUGUUGUUGUUCUGGGAUUGAUUUGCACUUUUCGCACCAAAGUACGUUCAUCUUUAGGAGACAGAACGCGUCUCCUUCCUGAGCGGAAUGACGGCUGCGUGGUCCCAUGGUGUUUAUACUUGCGUACUAUUGUUUGUACAGAUGAACGUGGUACCUUCAGGCGUUUGGAAAUUGCUCCCAAGGAUGAACCAGACUUGUGGAGGUCUACAAUUUUUUUUCUGAGGUCUUGGCUGAUUUAUUUUGAUUUUCCCAUGUUGUCAAGCAAAGAGGAACUGAGUUUGAAGGUAGGCUGUCACGAUCGUUUACGAACGAGAAGGACCAAGGCGCAGCGUGAUAAGCAUACAUGUUUAUUUACACGAAAUAAACACACGACAAACAACAAACGAACACGUGAGUCCAAGGUCGAACACAACAUACCUUCACACGGAAAAUGAUCCACAACUCACAGGUGUUGCAAAAGGCUGCCUAAGUUAUGGUCCCAAAUCAGAGACAACGAGCUACAGCUGCUCUGAUUGGGAAAACCACACCGGCCAACAUAGAUUACACAUCUAAAUCUAACAUAGACAAUCAACAUAGACACAACACGAAAAGAAAAUACACCCCCUACGCAACAAAUGAGAGCCUCAGAGUCAGGGCGUGACUAGGUCUUGAAAUACAUCCAAAGGGUACACCUCCAAUUGACUCAAAUGAGUCAAUUAGCAUAUCAGAAGCUUCUAAACCAUGGAAAUCAUUUUCUGGAAUUUUCCAAGCGGUUUAAAAGGCACAGUGAACAUAGUGUAGUAAACUUCGGGAAUUGUUACAGUGAAUUUAAGUGAAUAAUUGUCUGUAAACAAUGUGAAUUUUGUUUAUGACAGUAGAUGUCCUAACCGCUGCACUAUAGUUGUAAGAAAUUGUGAGUGUUGAAAACGUUUUAAUGAUUUCCAAGCUGUUUAAAGGCAACGGAACAUAGUGUACAUUGAACUCUGACCCCUGGAAUUGUGAUACAGUGAAUUAUAGUGAAUAAUCUUCAUAAACAAUUGUGAAAAAAUUACUUUUUUCAUGCACAAAGUAGAAUGUCCUAACCGACUUUCCAAAACAUAGUUGUUAACAAGAAAUUUGUGGAGUGGGUUUAACACUAGUUUUAAUGACUCCCACCUAAGUGUAUGUAAACUUCCGACUUCAACUGUAUAUACUGUAGAUUGAAAGACUCAUUACUGUGUCCCUACCCAACCUUUCCCUCCACUGUGUGCCAGAUUCGCCAAGCCCUCUGACAAUUAUCCCUGUUUUGGGUAAAAUGCCAACAACAACAUUGGUUGAUAACCUCCUGCUUAGACACAAUGGGAGAUAUUUUUAAAGAGGACUAAGCUACUACUUGGAAACUGUCUGCAGCUAUUUCCAAUCCCUAUAUGACGAACUGAAAAGGUCUCUGAGUUUUGGUCUAAUUCAAUUCCAGUGUAACCGCCUCCCAGAGCUAAAAUGGCAGCUAUACAGCUCUCAUAUCAGUCAACACUGACUAUGCAACAGUAAGUGGAUAAAAGCAUGAUAUUUCACUUCAUGACUAGUACCAUUUAAGAUUGAAUAUAGUUUUAGAGGUGCCUCUCUACCCUCUCUGCCUAGGCUAUAACCUGAAACCAAUUAAUCAAACCUGCGCUCAACAUACCCCCCUCAUGAAAUCAUGGGGAUCUAAAUGUCUGAUAUUGGAACAUCCCAUAGAGGACUUUAUUAGGGGAACCUGCGUGGGGUUAUUUCAUAAGAGAUUUGGAUGUUGUGCCCACUCAAAUAUGAAUAGACAUCCAAUCCUUUUUCUAAUCAAAUCGUUGUAUAAUAGAUAAUACUCAGUCUAAUUUAGGAAGGAACUUUCCAAAUCUGUCCAAACAUUUAUGUUAUGGGCCACGUCCCAAAUGGCACCCUACUUACUACAUAGUGCAGUACUUUUGACCAAGAUGCCAUUUGGGAUGCAACCAUGAUCUGAGAAUGAUUGAAGUCCUCUGAGAGGAGCCAUAGUGGAGUAUUUUAUGAAUCUCCCCACCAAGCCAAGAAUAACAGGAUCUGGGGCUGUUCUUACCAACCCAUAGGACCAGUCGCUCUGCCCUCUCACUCAGUCUGGCAGACAUAGGCAAAGUUAUUUCAUGUUAAGGUUGCCUAAGAAUAUGGAUCAUCAGGGCUAAUUAAUGUUUUAAGUAUAUUGACCAGAGUGCUAAAGGUAAGCUAUUAGUGAUGGGGGAAAAAUGUAUACAGUAGAGUAUCGCAAUAUAAUUUUUUACGAUAUUAUAUUGAUUACAAAUUAAUUACUUAAAAAUCAUACAAUGUGAUUUUCUGGAUUUCUGUUUUAGAUUCCAUCUCUCACAGUUGAAGUGUACCUAUGAUAACAAUUAUAGACCUCUACAUGCUUUGUAAGUAGGAAAACCUGCAAAAUCGGUAGUGUAUCAAAUACUUGUUCUCCCCACUGUAUAUGAAACAGCUUUUCUUUAUUUUGCUAAGAUGUUAACAUUAAAGGGGCAAUCUGCAGUUGCUACAUCCCUUUUUAGACCUUUAAAUUGAUGAUAUAUACCCAUUGAUUCUUGAAGAAUAUAACUUAGAUGCCUCAUGACCUUAGUUCAACUGUCCUACCACAUCAGAACCCAAAAUAUAAGCUUGUUUUUGUCUUUGUUUGUAAACUGGGUAAAUAUAAACAAACACUGUAUAGCCUCAAAACAUGGUUAAAAUUAUCAUUUUGAUAUCAUGGAUGGUCAGUCCUGCUCAUGAGUUUGAGAAUGGUUACAUUUCUCUAGCCCCAUCCCUCAGCGUUCUACCAAAACAGUGGCUUAGAGAUCACUUUGUUAUUGUUUGAACUGCAGAUUACCGCUUUAAAUGGUGAGCUAACAUGUUUUGAGCACUUAUUUCCAUGACUGAUCAAAACUCAUUUUCUCAUGGCUGUCUCUAGUCCCUCUACAGGAUAAAUAUAGUGACCAAUGUUUGGAACAUCGAAUCUCAAUGAAAUUGCCGUAUCGAAUCGUAAUACAUAUAGAAUCGUGAUACAUAUAGAAUCUAGGGCCGUCCCAGACCCAAAAAAAUCUUGGUCGACCAAGAGUCGUCUGUUCUUUCAACCAAUCAAUUGGUCGGAAUGUUACCUUUUUUAUAUAGACACACCCUAUGUGUUUUAUUAAAAUCAACUAUAUGCACUGAGCUUGAUGCUUUAAGAGCACUGUUUGAAUAAAUAAUUAAGACACACAAAUGACUUGAGGGAGCCAGAGAUCAAGAUAACCAGAAUAAAAAUACCUGUUCCCGACCCUCCUGCUCCUGCUGGCCUUCGCAGAUUCUGCCAUUACGCUCCUGAAGUUGCUGGUAAUAUGCUAUACCAGGGGUUGUCAAGCUUUUUCAUGUGGAGUGCCAAUUUACAAUUUAUCUUAUUAUUUUUUUCUUCUCAUACACAUUUUAUCUUACAAUUUCUAACUGAUCUGCGUGCCAGUUAUGAUUUUCAUAUACACAUUUUCGUGGAACAUUUCAAUUAUAUAUAAUGUUAAUAAUUUUGUACUAUUGCCAACUAGGUAAAAAUAGCCUACAUAAAGCCAACAAAUAAAAACAUUGCAGGUAGAAAAUAUCCUGAUUUAAAAAUAAAUAUCCUAUAGGCCUAAAUCACAUUGGCAACACAUGGAGGUUUGUUCAUGUUCUUUCAAUCGCAUUCAUCUCUCUACUCCGCUUGUCUGCAACAAACUUGAAACAUAUCAACUAUCAACUGGGUCCGGCCCGCAGCUCGCGCUAGCAAACUUGCAACAUUGUAUCAACUAUUCUGGGGCCUCAGUUUACUGUGGCAGUGAGCUCCAGACAGACACUGCUGUAUUUGCAGAACUUCACAAAGGAUAAGAAAGUAGCCUAAUCAGGUAUUUUAUUACGUUUUCACUGCAUUAUAUUUUCCCCUUUCACACCGAGCCUUGGUGGUUAUAAGGGAGAGAGCUGGUAAGAAUUGUCAAAUACAUUGAGGAGCUAUUGUAUAUCAUUCUCAGUGGAUUUAAAUACAGACUUUGUUUACUUGCUGUUUGAGGUGAAGAAAAAAUACUUUGAGAAGCUCCACAGCUCAUUAGCGGUGGUGAGUUAAGACAAUCAGAAAUACUAUCAGACAUCCCCAAAUGUGUACAUUUGCGCACAGGCCAGGUAGCCUUACUUCGAUGCGUAAACGGGUGUGAAUCUUUACUCAACAUAAACAGGAGCACUCCAACCAAAAGACAAUUAAUAAAUUGACAAAACUCGUAAAUGGAAUGAAAUAAACCAAAACUUGUUUCUCACAAGUGUAGGAUAGGUUGUGAGCUCUGCAAACAACGUGUCCACUCCGACAAUGAGAACGGUAAACGACUGUAAUAACAAUAUAUUGAAUGCAUUAACAGAAAUGACCGUAACCAAACAAACAUUGUAGAUUAGAAAUUAUGGGAAUUAACGGUAAAUGUAUUACUGGUGAUAAAUGUAAUUGGGAAUUGAUAGUCACUAACAAUAAAAGGGCAAACAAUUCACACAAUGAAGUUAUGAAACAAUGGAUGCGCACGAAUUGGCCGGAGAGAGCAUUCUGGAGAGAGAUGCACCUUGUGCAGAGUGAUGGACCGAGCCAUCCCUGCGGCCUCCGCAAUGGAUUAGUCCACGCUUCAUGUCCACCAGGUGCAUCAAAGUAUUGCGUUCCGGCAGAUGUCAUUCAUUUUCAAUGGAGCAGUCCGCAACACUACAUUGGGUAGGCUACGGUGCGUUCUGUGUAUCACGUGCAUUCAAUAUUUUCAACUUGCGUGUUGCUUUACCGUGCGGUGGUACAAAAGGGAGUACACAAAGACUCCAACUAGCUAGCUUUUAGCGAGUUGAAAAGCGAAGUACACUACCGGUCAAAAGUUUUAGAACACCUACUCGUUCAAUGGUUUUUCUUUAUUUUUACUAUUUUCUACAUGUAGAAUAAUAGUGAAGACAUCAAAACUAUGAAAUAACAAAUAUGGAAUCAUGUAGUAAUCAAAAAAGUGUUAAACAAAUCAAAAUAUAUUUUAUAUUUGAGAUUCUUCAAAUAGCCACCCUUUGCCUUGAUGACAGCUUUGCACACUCUUGGCAUUCUCUCAACCAGCUUCACCUGGAAUGCAUUUCCAACAGUCUUGAAGGAGUUCCCACAUAUGCUGAGCACUUGUUGGCUGCUUUUCCUUCACUCUGCGGUCCAACUCAUCCCAAACCAGAUGGGAUGGCGUAUCGCUGCAGAAUGCUGUGGUAGCCAUGCUGGUUAAGUGUGCCUUGAAUUCUAAAUAAAUAACAGACAGUGUCACCAGCAAAGCACCCCCACACCAUAACACCUCCUCCUCCAUGCUUUACAGUGGGAAAUACACAUGCGGAGAUCAUCCUUUCACCCACACCGUGUCUCACAAAGACACGGCGGUUGGAACCAAAAAUCUCCAAUUUGGACUCCAGACCAAAGGACAAAUUUCCACCGGUCUAAUGUCCAUUGCUCAUGUUUCUUGACGCAAGCAAGUCUCUUCUUCUUAUCGGUGUCCUUUAGUAGUGGUUUCUUUGCAGCAAUUCGACCAUAAAUGACUAAAAUGUAAAUGUAAUGAAGGCCUGAUUCACACAGUCUCCUCUGAACAGUUGAUGUUGAGAUGUCUCUGUUACUUGAACUCUGUGAAGCAUUUAUUUGGGCUGCAAUUUCUGAGGCUAGUAACUCUAAUGAACUUAUCCUCUGCAGCAGAGGUAACUCUGGGUCUUCCAUUCCUGUGCCGGUCCUCAUGAGAGCCAGUUUCAUCAUAGCGCUUGAUAGUUUUUGCGACUGCACUUGAAGAAACUUUCUAAGUUCUUUACAUUUUGCGUAUUGACUGACCUUCAUGUCUUAAAGUAAUGAUGGACUGUCGUUUCUCUUUGCUUAUUUGAGCUGUUGUUGCCAUAAUAUGGACUUGGUCUUUUACCAAAUAGGGCUAUCUUCUGCAUACCUUGUCACAACACAACUGAUUGGCUCAAAUGCAUUAAGAAGGAAAGAAAUUCCACAAAUUAACUUUGAAGAAGGCACACCUGUUAAUUGAAAUGCAUUCCAGGUGACUAUCUCAUGAAGCUGGUUGAGAGAAUGCCAAGAGUGUGUAAAGCUGUCAUCAAGGCAAACGGUGGCUAUUUGAAGAAUCUGAAAUAUAACAUAUAUUUUGAUUUGUUUAACACUUUUUUGGUUACUACAUGAUUCCAUAUGUGUUAUUUCAUAGUCUUGAUGUUUUCACUAUUAUUCUACAAUGUUGAAAAUAGUAAAAAUAAAGAAAAACCCUUGAAUUAGUAGGUGUUCUAAAACUUUUGACCGGUAGUGUACAUAUGCGUCAGGUACGUAAAAUGCGGGCUAGACAUCCGGCAAAACAAACACAUAUGCAUCUGGUGGACAUCGGGCAUGACAGAUCUUUUAUCAAUUUGCGACCGCUAGACUAAAUAAAAUCUCCGUCAACCAACAGCCUAUCGACCAAACAAUAGACCAGCGACUAAAUGGGGUCAGCCCGAAUAGAAUCUAAAUACAAAUCGUAUCUGCACCUAAGUAUCGUGAUAAUAUCGUAUCGUGAAGUCCCUGGUAACUCCCAAUCCUACAAGAUAUGGAGUGUACUGUUUGCAUUAGAGCUGAAUCCACAGCAGACAGCCAGUGACUGUUGUUGUGGGAGGCCAUUCAAUUUGUAUGGAAAAAUGCAUAUAAGGCCAUACCAUAUUUAUGGAAAGCGCCCAGUCCAGGGGUCGUACUUGUAGCCUACAUCAUACUGCCUCACGCUGUAAACAGGAGAUUGGCCCACAGGGCAGGAGCCUUUCUGGCUCAGACAAGGCUUACUUUAUAUUUAUUUUAAAAAAUGCACAGAAGGCCAUACCAUUGCCAAAUGCACACUUGCACAGAAUGUGCUACUACACACCCAGACAGUAGCAGGCUUUGAGAAGAGAAGAAUGGAGCCUUUGUUCAUAUCUAUAAAUAAUGUGAAAAUAAACACGAGGGCGUACCUUUCAUUUCAUGGCUUUGUCACAGAUGCCAGUCGAAUAAUAUGCUUGGAAAUUGUUUUUCUUCUCAGGCUUAGGCCAGUAGAUUUCUGUCAGUGGAGGCAUUCCAAAUGGCACCAUAUUCCCUAUAUCCUCCUGAGACCCAAAAGAAACAAAAAAGUUUGGGAUGCACUUAUUUUUUGCACAUCAUAUACAGUGGGGAAAAAAUGUAUUUAGUCAGCCACCAAUUGUGCAAGUUCUCCCACUUAAAAAGAUGAGAGAGGCCUGUAAUUUUCAUCAUAGGUACACGUCAACUAUGACAGACAAAAUGAGAAAAAAAAUUCCAGAAAAUCACAUUGUAGGAUUUUUUAUGAAUUUAUUUGCAAAUUAUGGUGGAAAAUAAGUAUUUGGUCAAUAACAAAAGUUUCUCAAUACUUUGUUAUAUACCCUUUGUUGGCAAUGACACAGGUCAAACGUUUUCUGUAAGUCUUCACAAGGUUUUCACACACUGUUGCUGGUAUUUUGGCCCAUUCCUCCAUGCAGAUCUCCUCUAGAGCAGUGAUGUUUUGGGGCUGUCGCUGGGCAACACAGACUUUCAACUCCCUCCAAAGAUUUUCUAUGGGGUUGAGAUCUGGAGACUGGCUAGGCCACUCCAGGACCUUGAAAUGCUUCUUACGAAGCCACUCCUUCGUUGCCCGGGCGGUGUGUUUGGGAUCAUUGUCAUGCUGAAAGACCCAGCCACGUUUCAUCUUCAAUGCCCUUGCUGAUGGAAGGAGGUUUUCACUCAAAAUCUCACGAUACAUGGCCCCAUUCAUUCUUUCCUUUACACAGAUCAGUCGUCCUGGUCCCUUUGCAGAAAAACAGCCCCAAAGCAUGAUGUUUCCACCCCCAUGCUUCACAGUAGGUAUGGUGUUCUUUGGAUGCAACUCAGCAUUCUUUGUCCUCCAAACACGACGAGUUGAGUUUUUACCAAAAAGUUCUAUUUUGGUUUCAUUUGACCAUAUGACAUUCUCCCAAUCCUCGUCUGGAUCAUCCAUAUGCACUCUAGCAAUCUUCAGACGGGCCUGGACAUGUACUGGCUUAAGCAGGGGGACACGUCUGGCACUGCAGGAUUUGAGUCCCUGGCGGCAUAGUGUGUUACUGAUGGUAGGCUUUGUUACUUUGGUCCCAGCUCUCUGCAGGUCAUUCACUAGGUCCCCCCGUGUGGUUCUGGGAUUUUUGCUCACCGUUCUUGUGAUCAUUUUGAUCCCACGGGGUGAGAUCUUGCGUGGAGCCCCAGAUCGAGGGAGAUUAUCAGUGGUCUUGUAUGUCUUCCAUUUCCUAAUAAUUGCUCCCACAGUUGAUUUCUUCAAACCAAGCUGCUUACCUAUUGCAGAUUCAGUCUUCCCAGCCUGGUGCAGGUCUACAAUUUUGUUUCUGGUGUCCUUUGACAGCUCUUUGGUCUUGGCCAUAGUGGAGUUUGGAGUGUGACUGUUUGAGGUUGUGGACAGGUGUCUUUUAUACUGAUAACAAGUUCAAACAGGUGCCAUUAAUACAGGUAACGAGUGGAGGACAGAGGAGCCUCUUAAAGAAGAAGUUACAGGUCUGUGAGAGCCAGAAAUCUUGCUUGUUUGUAGGUGACCAAAUACUUAUUUUCCACCAUAAUUUGCAAAUAAAUUCAUAAAAAAUCCUACAAUGUGAUUUUCGGGAUUUUUUUCUCUCAAUAUGUCUGUCAUAGUUGACGUGUACCUAUGAUGAAAAUUACAGGCCUCUCUCAUCUUUUUAAGUGGGAGAACUUGCACAAUUGGUGGCUGACUAAAUACUUUUUUUCCCCACUGUAAGUGUUUGGGGUGAAAAACAAAAUGUUACCAAGAAAAAAAGUGAGAAAAUAUUGUUAUUUAUCUUUUAUUGUAAGUGCAAAAUUGUCCUCUGUAGUGGUCAUUAGGACGUAAAUAUGAAAACAUUUACAUUAAAGCACAGAGUUUCUAAACCCAGAGGCGCAACAUCGCGAGACUUCCAGGAACGCUUGCAAAACAGGCAAAACAGACCAGGCCCGGGGUUUGAGAAGUCAAUGAGGGAAGUGAACAAUUCUUCUUUAGUUGUUCAUUUUCUCAAUGUAAAGGCACAACCUAGAUUCCAGCCAAUGUCUUAAGUAGUUGAACAUGUUAUUACUCCAACCUUGUGAAAGUGACACGUCUUAAUUUUCAUCAAAAACUACUUUAUAUCGAAGGAGUGUGUGUAAUUCAUAAUUACACACACUUCUUUUAGAAUUUCUAUCAAAUGUGCUAAUUUUGAUGGCAGACAUUUUUUUAAGAACCAGGAAGAUAAAGUUGUCAAGGUCACCCUCACACAUCUCAUUGAAAAGUCCAGAAUGUCAUCUCAAAGGGACAACAGGACUUAAUACAGUGGCUUAUAUGGCCUCAGAGAUACAGACCAAGAACUAAUGUCCACUAGAGAGGACAAAAAUGAAUUGCUGGGUCUCAGGAGUAUAAAAUGGUGCACUACGUUUCACCAGAGCCCUAUGGGGUGUGUUGAAUUGUGCCACUGAAAAGCAGACUAUUCAUUUUCACUUUCCAGCAAGAUCAUUUCUCAUUGGACCUGGCUCUCUUGUCUGGUCACCUAAUGAAGUCAGAUACAGAGGACAUGACAGUAGUGGUUUAAUGUGAUUACACUAACCAACAUCUGUUAAUGAACAAAACACUGGGCUUGGUUUAAGUGAGUUAGCUAAUCAAAUCCUUACUGUGUGUGUGUGUGCGUGCAUGUCUGUGUGUGUGCGCGCAUGUCUGUUUGUCCUAACAGGUUUGUUAGUUGUAAACAUUCCACCCACCCAAAUACAGAGACCACACCAAGAACAGCUACUAAUUAGGCCUACAUACUUUUCCAUUCUUAAACUUUUCUUUCUAUCUCCUUUCGUGCAGCUGUCCGUUCCUGGCGUCCAACCUGACCCCAGCCAUCCCAGUGAUCGGAGGGGUGCUGUUAUUCUUUGUGCUGGGGAUGCUGUUCAGGGCCAGCUUCAGUGACCCGGGGUUCCUGCCCCGCGCCACGCCCGACGAGGCUGCCGACCUGGAGAGACAAAUAGGUAACUAUGGAGACGACCUGGUUUCCUUACGGUCCAGAGUCCAAGGAAUGGGUUCCCAAAUGGCACCCUAUUCCCUAUAUAUUGUACUACUUUUGACCAGAGCUGGGUUUUGGUCAAAAGUAGUGCACUAUGUAGGGAAUAGGGUGCAUUUUGGGACUUGGACCAGGCAGGACUCUGCACUCUGAGUCUCUGAUGCUGCUUUUUCUCCUUGUUUGUGUUCAGCUAAUGAGGCAGAUAGAUUUGAUAUCAACGUGAACUUCGCCCGACCACUAUCAAACGGUGUGGAUCGAGCCAAUCACAGGCGGCCUCUAAACGCCUGUGUAUGUCUGUGUGUCAGUGAGAUAAGGUAUUCACUGUUGUUUAUGUUUGGAGAUGACAUCAGCUUUGAGAGGCGCUUUGCCCUGAGCACCAAUGGCAUGUUGUCCAAACAUCCUGAUUAAGGGCCUCGUUUUAGAGUUAAAUCUAGAAAAUAUCUCAUCAGAGUCCCAAAUUCCCUAUUUAGUGCACUACCUUUGACCAGGGCUCAUAGGGCUCUGGUCAAAAGUAGUGCAAUGUGUAGGGAAUAGGGUGCCAUUUGGGAUUCAACCCUCUAUCACAGGAGCAAGCCACUAGUUCCGUUUUGUUAUGAGACGUCCAAUCCAAUCCGUACCAAGAAGAAUCAGUCAGUGAUGUUCAAUGAGCUAAAUCUGUGCAUACAGACAGAACAAUCUGGAUGUAUUUUUGGAACUUUGUUUUUUCCUGUGAAUACAGCAUUCCAGAACAGACCUGUCAAUCACUAAAGAGUCAGUACUGCAAGAAUGACCAAAUUUGGGCGUUGCUUGCUCUGUGCAUCUAACUCCAGCUUUCUUAGAGCAAGAGAGAAAGUGUCUCUCAUGGUAGCGUCCCAAAUGGCACCCUAUUCCCCAUGUAGUGCACUACCACAGGGCUCUGGUCAAAAGUAGUGCACUAUAUAGGGAAUAGGGUGCCAUUUGGGACACAGACUAUGUCUCACCACAUCAACAGUGUUUUAUACAGCCAUUGAGGAAGGGUACAAAUAAUCCACUGUUAUAUUUACUCUGUUUGGUUGUUUACUGUCUGUGGUCAGUCACAAUGUGAUGCACUAGAAAUAACAUCCACACAUCCAGUAGUAGAGGAUCUGGAGGUUCAGUACUGUAUAGUCAACUCUACAAACAGCAAAAUUGGUACUAAUUGCCGUCAAAAUCAUGCCUGAAAACAAUACCGAUAAAAAUAAUUACAUUUUGUUUAUUAAACGUUGAUGAAAAGGGAUAUUACAGGCCUGCACUGAAAAAGCGGUGAACUUUUGGAGAGGUAGUCUAGUCCUAUUGUCUGUUUCACAACCCUAGCUCUACUAGGAUUACAUGUCAGGAAUUGUGAAAAACAGAGUUUAAAUGUAUUUGGCUAAGGUUUAUGUAAACUUCUGUCACGCCCUGACUCUAGGGAGUUGUAUUUGUUGAGUCAGGGUGUGUAUUUUCUGUGUUGGGUUUGUCUAUGUUAGUUUCUAGAUCGUUUAGAUCUAUGUUGGCCAGGGUGGUUCCCAAUCAGAGGCAGCUGUAGCUCGUUGUCUCUGAUUGGGGACCAUACUUAGGCAGCCUUUUGGCACCAGUCAGUUGUGGGAUCUUGUUCCGUUAAGGUAUGUUGUUUGUAUGCUACCUUUGGCUUCACGUUUCGUUUUGUUGUUUUGUCGUGUGUUUAGUCGUUAAUAAAUAUGAAUGCAUAUCACGCUGCGCCUUGGUCCGUCUCGUUCGUAAACGAUCGUGACAGAAGAUCCCACCAAUCCUGGAUCAAGCAGCGUGACGAGGAGAGAGGAUGGACUUGGGAGGAGAUGAGCGAGAGUCUGGCAAGAGGGAUGGAGGCCAUGAUCAUGGGGGAGAGACAAGCCCAAACAUGUUUUAGGGGGGGGCUCACGCCGUGGACGACGAGGCAGCAGGAGGCCGCGAUAGAGCGGUUCCGCUGUUUAGCAGAGGAGGCCGCCAGAUUAAGGGGGCCAUUGGUUCAGAGGGAGCAGAAGGAAUGUGUAGAGGUACGGCGAGAGGAGCUGGUUAGGCAGCAGAAGGAGUGGGGGUUAAUGAAGGAACCCAGUCCCACUCCUCGCACCAAUCAAGUGGUGCGUGUCGCCAGUCCGGUCCGGCCCGUUCCUGCUCCCCGCACUAAGCCAGUGGUGCGUGUUCCCAGUCCGGCUCGGCCCGUUCCUGUCCCCCGCACCAAGCCAGUGGUGCGCGUCGCCAGCCCGGCCCGGCCUGUUCCUGCUCCCCGCAUCAGGCCAGUGGUGCGCGUCGCCAGUCCGGUACGGCCCGUUCCUGCUCCCCGCACCAAGCCAGUGGUGCGCGUCGUCAGCCCAGUCCGGCCCGUUCCUGCUCCCCGCACCAGGCCAGUGGUGCGCGUCGCCAGUCCGGUACGGCCCGUUCCUGCUCCCCGCACCAGGCCAGUGGUGCGCGUCGCCAGUCCGGUACGGCCCGUUCCUGCUCCCCGCACCAGGCCAGUGGUGCGCGUCGCCAGUCCGGUACGGCCCGUUCCUGCUCCCCGCACCAAGCCAGUGGUGUGCGUCGUCAGCCCAGUCCAGCCCGUUCCUGCUCCCCGCACCAAGCCAGGGGUGCGCGUCGUCAGCCCAGUCCGGCCCGUUCCUGCUCCCCGCACCAAGCCAGUGGUGCGUGUGUCCAGUCCAGCUCCGGUCAGCGGCUCCACUCCGGAGCCAGAGCAGUCCGCUCCACCGGUGCCUGAUCCAGUUCCGGUCAGCGGCUCCACCCCGGAGCCAGAGCAGUUCGAUCCACCGUCGUCGGGUCCAGCUCCAGUCAGCGGUUCCAGUCCAGACCCAGACGUCAGCCCCUCUCCAGGUUCGGGGUCUCCCACACCAGGGUCCAGACAGGGCGUGGUACUUCGUGGGAGGAAGGAGAGAGGAAGCAGCGCGCCAAGGUCCAGACCAGACCAGGGGUGCAACGGGGAGGUGGAGAGUAAGUGGUGGUCACACCCGGAGCCGGAUCCGCCUCCGAGGCGGAAUGCCCACCCGGCCCCUACCCUGUUAGGUUUAUGUGGCGCGGUCGGAGUCCGCACCUUUGGGGGGGGGGGUACUGUCAUGCCCUGACUCUAGGGAGUUGUAUUUGUUGAGUCAGGGUGUGUAUUUUCUGUGUUGGGUUUGUCUAUGUUAGUUUCUAGAUCGUUUAGAUCUAUGUUGGCCAGGGUGGUUCCCAAUCAGAGGCAGCUGUAGCUCGUUGUCUCUGAUUGGGAACCAUACUUAGGCAGCCUUUUGGCACCAGUCAGUUGUGGGAUCUUGUUCCGUUAAGGUAUGUUGUUUGUAUGCUACCUUGGACUUCACGUUUCGUUUUGUUGUUUUGUCGUGUGUUUAGUCGUUAAUAAAUAUGAAUGCAUAUCACGCUGCGCCUUGGUCCGUCUCAUUCGUAAACGAUCGUGACAACUUCCGACUUCAACUGUAUAUAUUUGUCAAUUACAUUUACUGUACCUUACCUGUAAAGGAUAAAAGCUGUACGUAGUAUUAUUUUCUUUUCAAGUCAGGGGAGUAGGGAAAUAAGUGAUGCUGAGUGAGUGAUAUGCAGGGCCGCAGAGCCAUCAAUGAGGUGUGGCCCCCCCCCAUCGCCAAGCUUGAGGAGCAGGCCAUGUGUGUGCAUGCGUGUGUGAAUGAAUAAAUGAGUGAAUGACAUUUUAUUUUCCGUGUCAAAUCGCCAGUUGGCAACCCAUCCCUUAUGGGAUUAAUUGACACAUAAACAAACAUUUACAAUAAUUAACUGUAAUAAUUUCAUUGAUAAUUCUUCUUCCGGUGUUCUCUGCAGUGCGCAUCGCAUAAAGAGUGAAAUAAUUAAAGAUAAAAAUCAAUACAUAAUAGUAAAUAAGGUUAUCCAAACAAUAAUUAUAUCCCUAGAGCAGUAAAAAUAUAUAUACAUUCAUGCAUACAUAUACACUGUUAAUAAAGUACCAAUCAAAGGUUUGGACACACAUACUCAUUCCAGGGUUUUUCUUUAUUUUGACUAUUUUCUACUUUGUAGAGUAAUAGUGAAGACAUCAAAACUAUGAAAUAACACAUAUGGAAUCAUGUAGUAACCAAAAAAGUGUUAAACAAAGUAGCCACCCUUUGCCUUGAUGACAGCUUUGCACACUGUUGGCAUUCUCUCAACCAGCUUCAUGAGGAAGGCUUUUCCAACAUAUGCUGAGCACUUGUUGGCUGCUUUUCCUUCACUCUGCGGUCCAACUCAUCCCAAACCAUCUCAAUUGGGUUGAGGUCGGGUGAUUGUGGAGGCCAGGUCAUCUGAUGCAGCACUCCAUCACUCUCCUUCUUGGUAAAAUAGCCCUUACACAGCCUGGAGGUGUGUUGGGUCAUUGUCCUGUUGAAAAACAAAUGAUAGUCCCACUAAGCGCAAACCAGAUGGGAUGGCGUAUUGCUGCAGAAUGCUGUGGUAGCCAUGCUGGUUAAGUGUGCCUUGAAUUCUAAAUAAAUCACAGACAGUGUCACCAGCAAAGCAUCCCCACACCAUCACACCUCCUCCUCCAUGCUUCACGGUGGGAACCACACAUGCAGAUAUCAUCCGUUCACCUACUCUGCGUCUCACAAAGACACGGCGGUUGGAACCAAAAAUCUCAAAUUUGGACUCAUCAGACCAAUUUACAGAUUUCCACUGGUCUAAUGUCCAUUGCUCGUAUUUCUUGGCCCAAGCAAGUCUCUUCUUAUUAUUGGUGUCCUUUAGUAGUGGUUUAUUUGCAGCAAUUCGACCAUGAAGGCCUGAUUCACGCAGUCUCCUCUGAACAGUUGAUGUUGAGAUGUGUCUGUUACUUGAACUCUGUGAAGCAUUUAUUUGGGCUGCAAUCUGAGGUGCCGUUAACUCUAAUGAACUUAUCCUCUGCAGCAGAGGUAACUCUGGGUCUUCCAUUCCUGUGGCGGUCCUCAUGAGAGCCAGUUUCAUCAUAGCGCUUGAUGGUUUUUGCGACUGCACUUGAAGAAACUUUCUAAGUUCUUGAAAUGUUCCGUAUUGACUGACCUCCAUGUCUUAAAGUAAUGAUGGACUGUCGUUUCUCUUUGCUUAUUUGAGCUGUUCUUGCCAUAAUAUGGACUUGGUCUUUUAACAAAUAGGGCUAUCUUCUCACAACACAACUAAUUGGCUCAAACGCAUUAAGAAGGAAAGAAAUUCCACAAAUUAACUUUUAAGAAGGCACACCUGUUAAUUGAAAUGCAUUCCAGGUGACCACCUCAUGAAGCUGGUUGAGAGAAUGCCAAGAGUGUGCAAAGCUGUCAUCAAGGCAAAGGGUGGCUACUUUGAAGAAUCUCAAAUAUAAAAUAUAUUUUUAUUUGUUGAACACUUUUUUUGGUUACUACAUGAUUCCAUAUGUGUUAUUUCAUAGUUUUUGUCUUCACUAUUAUUCUACAAUGUAGAAAAUUGUAAAAAUAAAGAAAAACCCUGGAAUGAGUAGGUGAGUCCAAACUUUUGACUGGUAGUGUACAUACACACAUACAUAACAUAUACAGAAAAAUGAAACAGAAGGCAUUUGAACCUAGUCUGGCACAAAGAGAAGAUUCAUGUGGGAGACAAGCCUAUACACAAUCUAUAUACACACAUACCAUUACCACAUAGAAGCUAAAUAUUUUGUAUUAUUUAAUUAUAGGUAACCCUUUUUCUUUUAUUCCAGGCUUUAUCUAAAUAUUCCGCAAACGGAAAUACACAAUGGACAAAAAAAACAUUUCAGUUUCUCCUCAUCGCUCAGCCACAUAAUGCCAGGGUAUAUCUGGUGUGCUUUCUGGAAUAAGAGCAAACGUAUAUCGUGGUAGAAAGGGCCGUAGAAGAUAAAAUGAGUUUCAUUCUCUAUUUCUUCGAGGUCACAAUAGUUACAAAGUCUUUCAUCUUCCAUUUCACCACAAUACCGACCUGUUUCAAUACGCAGAGGCAAUAUCCCUGAUCUUACCUGUGCACAUAGCGAUAUUUUGCUUUUAGGUAGGUGUGCCCGUGAGUGUUUGCCUAUGAGUCUAUGUGUGUGUGUGUGCCUCUUGUCUCUGAGUGGAGUGCCAGGUCCUGCUGAGCAGAUGAAUAAUGUAAUACCAAGUAAACACUGUGCCCCAGCGGCCCGCCGCUGUAAAAUGCAUCAGCGAGGAAGCCAGUAAAAUGUGCUGACUGAUAUAUCAAGCUCAGAAAGCCUAUAUACUGUUGUAGUGAGAUGUGAUGGUGUGACUUGUUUUGUUUAUCACAGGGAAAUAAAAACAGAGCCAAACUCAAACCUCCUUGGAUACAGGAACUCGUAUCUGGCCCCUACCAGACUGACUGUGCUUUAGAAAUAAGAUGCAGCUCUGAGGCUGCACUGAAUAUCCACCAUAGGAGAACAAAGGAAUAUGCUUCCCUUGUGAAACUAAAUCUGACUUGCUCUUGUUUGGUCCUCCUCAGACGCGGCUAACGGUCCCAGUGGUCCAGGGUACAGGCCGCCCCCGAGGACCAGAGAGGUGGUCAUCAACGGGCAGACGGUGAAGCUCAAGUACUGCUUCACCUGCAAGAUCUUCAGGCCCCCACGGGCCUCGCACUGCAGCCUGUGUGACAACUGUGUGGGUGAGUAGUCCUGAAAAUAAUAGGAGAAUCUGACUGACUCGAUGGCUGUUCCAUAUGCACAACUUUUGAACCACCUACUCUCUCCCAUCUCUCCCUCUCUCUUUUUCACUGUUUUAUUUCCCUUUCUAUCUGCUUCUCUCUUCUUCUCUAUUUCUCUCUUCCGCUCUUUCCCUCUCUCUGUCCACUUUUCUAUUUCCCUUUAUCUAAACGUACCUUUUCUCUCACUCUCCCUCCCUCUCUCCCUCCCCUCUCUCUCUCUCUCUGCAGAGCGUUUUGACCACCACUGUCCCUGGGUGGGGAACUGUGUGGGAAAGAGGAACUACCGUUUCUUCUACCUCUUCAUCCUCUCCCUCUCCUUCCUCACUGUAUUCAUAUUCGCCUUCGUCAUCACACACGUCAUCCUGAGUGAGUAUAACGCCGACCAGACACUGAAACACACACACACAAAGUGGUGAUGACCUGAAAUACACACAACACUGUUUUUCCCCAAACAAUAUCCCCUAUACACAUCAGGUGCCCAGAACAUACUGUUUGUUAUCCAGAUAAUAUAAAAAAUGACAAGAUGAGUGAAUGCAUAAUGCUGGUAUUUCUCUUACACAGUAUCAAGCCUUCUCUACUUGUAACUCAAAUUUUCCUAACCCCAUACACAGCAGUUGAGCAGACGGUUUCCCACAACCAGGUUUUCAGGUGUAUUUCACCGUCAGCAGUAUCCACCCAUAAACAAAGGGCUUCUAGCCCUGAGCAGCACCACCUCCUAGGGCACUUCAUCUCGAUCAGCCACCUCCACUUCCACUCCGCCCCUCCACCUCCACCCCUCUUCAAAACACUACCCUCCCUCUCUCCCUGCUUCCCAGCGCCAGUGGAGGCUGGCUGUCAGGAAAGCUGCUGACGCGGCUGGUCUCUCUCUCUCUAUGGGGGAGAGAGGGAGCUGUGUUUGUGGUGCUUUACUGUACACCACAGAUCAAUCAUCUGUAUCAGUGAUUGAUUACUGUAACUAACAGCAUCAGUCUUAGGGGUUGUGGGUAUUGAUUUUGGUUUGUUCUUAUUUUUUGUGUUUCUGUGUGUAGCCUAGAGAUUGGGUGGGGGAGCUUCUUCUGAACCAUUAGCUGCCAGUCAUUGUCUGCGUCCCAAAUGGGCCCUGGUUAAAAGUAGUGCGCUACAGUGCCUUUGGAAAGUAUUCAGACCCCUGGACUUUUUCCACAUUUUGUUACGUUACAGCCUUAUUCUAAAAUGGAUUAAAUAAAUAAAAAUCCUCAGCAAUCUACACACAAUACCCCAUAAUGACAAAGCGAAAACAGUUUUUUUGAAAUUUUAGCAAAUGUAUUCGUAUUCAGACCCUUUGCUAUGAAACUCGAAAUUGAGCUCAGAUGCAUCCUGUUUCCAUUGAUCAUCCUCGAGAUGUUUCUACAACUUGAUUGGAGUCCACUUGUGAUAAAUCCUAUUGAUUGGACAUGAUUUGGAAAGGCACACACCUGUCUAUAUAAGGUCCCACAGUUGACAGUGGAUGUCAGAGCAAAAACCAAGCCAUGAGGUUGAAGGAAUUGUCCGUAGAGCUCAGCGACAGGAUUGGGUAAGGGUACCAAAAACUGUCUGCAGCAUUGUAGGUCCCCAAGAACACAGUGGCCUCCAUCAUUCUUAAAUGGAAGAAGUUUGGAACCACCAAGACUCUUCCUAGAGCCGGCCGCCCGGCCAAACUGAGCAAUCAGGGGAGAAGGGCCUUGGUCAGGGAUGUGACCAAGAACCUGAUGGUCACUCUGACAGAGCUCUAGAGUUCAUCUGUCGAGAUGGGAGAACCUUCCAGAAGGACAACCAUCUCUGCAGCACUCCACCAAUCAGGCCUUUAUGGUAGAGUAGCCAGACGGAAGCCACUCCUCAGUAAAAGGCACAUGACAGCCAGCUUGGAGUUUGCCAAAAUGUACCUAAAGACUCUCAGACCAUGAGAAACAAUAUUCUUUGGUCUGAUGAAACCAAGAUUGAACUCUUUGGCCUGAAUGCCAAGCGUCUGGAGGAAACCUGGCACCAUCCCUACAGUGAAGCAUGGUGGUGGCAGCAUCAUGCUGUGGGGAUGUUCUUCAGCGGCAGGGACUGGUAGACUAGUCAGGAUCGAGGGAAAGAUGAACGAUGCAAAGUACAGAGAGAUCCUUAAUGAAAACCUGCUCCAGAGCGCUCAGGACCUCAGACUGGGGCGAAGGUUCACCUUCCAACAGGACAAUGACCCUAAGCACUGUCAUGACUCUCCUGGCUGAGGAUCAAAGGACUCUCUCUCCCACAGAAGAGGGGAAGGGGGGGCUGGGCUGGUUUUGACACCUUAACACUUGGUCGUAAAUUAGGCAGGAGGGGAAUCUCUCUCCUGCUCUCCAGAAUUGGUAAAGGAAUGUGCUUCGUCUCCAGUAGACUUUUGCCGCCAAAACUUUUACGUCCAAAAAGUAAACACUGGAACAAUAUUCCUAACAUCUGAAUGUUUGGAAUGGUCAGUGGGGAGCUAAAGACUAAUCAUGUAUAUUGUUUAUUAUUUUGUGAUGUCAUUAAGGAUGGUAUCAAGAAACUGUAACUCGGAAAGUGUACACAUUCUAUCUAUCAAGUUUACACCCAAAUGUUGUAUAACAUAUAUGAUUAAAGAUGAGAGUAUUUUGUGAAGAUAAGAAUGUGAUUUUAGUCUUCUAAAUGAGAUAAUUAUUUUUCAAAUAAACUUUUGCCCAGUCAGUAACCACGCCCCCAAGUGAGCACCGACAUUGUGUCGGCGUGAUGGAACGCCCCCUUUUUACCCGAGGAUAAAAAGCGUUGGUAACGAAAUUCACAUCAGACCAGCAGACGUGAGGCGUGAGCUAAACGUUACAAAUAGUUGAAACUCUCAGACCAGAACAUUGCCGGGUUGCUACUGGCGUGUAAAAUGGUGGGAAAUUCUGAAACUCUCAACCUCCACAGGAGGUGAAGAAGAUAAGUGCACCAGACCUUAGCAUUACCAGUCUGCAGCUGUACAUGCAAAGUAGUCUAGAACUACUAAAGACACGAGGUAGGAAGAAAGGUAUCAAGCCUUCUCUACUUGUAACUCACAUUUUAUAUAUAACAUAUAUAUCUUUAUAUUCGGGAGAUGGUAGCUCUAUAAACAACUUCUUCCGUGGUGCCCCAAAUUCCUAAUGAGUUAAUUGUUACAUGAUUAAUUUAAUCGGGUAACGAUUAAACAUAGUUAGUUGAUUCGAUAAAUAACAUUCAUCAUAUUAAUGAGAGUCACGUCACGACAGCGCACAGCCAAGACGACGCAGGAGUGGCUUCGGGACAAGUCUCUGAAUGUCCUUGAGUGGCCCAGCCAGAGACCGGACUUGAACCCGAUCGAACAUCUCUGGAGAGACCUGAAAAUAGCUGUGCAGCGACGCUCCCCAUCCAACCUGAUAAAGCUUGAGAGGAUCUGCAGAGAAGAAUGGGAGAAACUCGUCGAAUACAGGUGUGCCAAGCUUGUAGCAUCAUACCCAAGAAGACUCUAUGCUGUAAUCGCUGCCAAAGGAGCUUCAACAAUGUACUGAGUAAAGGGUCUGAAUAAUGUAACAGGGAUAUUUCCGUUUUUUAUUUUAUUUUUUAUAAAUGAGCAAAAAUGUCUAAAAACCUGCUUUUGCUUUGUCAUUAUGGGUAUUGUGUGUAGAUUGAUUAGAGGAAAAAACAAUUUAAUCACUUUUAGAAUAAGGCUGGAACGUAACGAAAUGUGGAAAAAGUCAAGGGGUCUGAAUACUUUCCGAAGGCAUAGGGUGCCAUUUGGGAUGCACACAUUCCCUGCUGAACCACAGUAUGAUCAAGACUAGAGUCCCUGGUAGAAAAUCCUUGACUGAUUUUAGCCUAUUGACCCUUCACAUUUAGGCCUGACUUAAACCUAUUUUGGUGCAGUCAGUGUGACCAGCAUCAGUUACAUAGCCAUGUUUUUCCAGACAUGAGAAAUACAGACGUUAACAGGUGUUUGAGUCGGAGGCAUCCCAGAAUAAACUCCUUCGGAGCACACAACUUCUUGCCCUACUGUGGGUGCUGUGAAGCAGCUCUGAGAUAUUCCGUGACUGUGACUGAGAAGCUCUUAUUCAGUGUGAGGUAAUGCUGUAUAUGUACUGACUAGCUCAUCGUCAUGGUGCUCAGUGGGUGAAUGUUCCCCUCCUUACGUAACAAACCCCUGUUGUUUCUCUGCUCGCUCUGCUCUCUGCAGGAUCCAACCGGACAGGCUUCCUCAGCACACUCAAAGACAGCCCUGCCAGAUAUCCUUUUACUGGGGAGAAUGUGUGUGUGCGUGCGUUUUUAUUUAUGUUUAUUUACUCACCAUUUAAGUGGAAGGUGAUACAGCAUCAGCAUGAUCUCUGAAUGGCAGAUAACGUUGCCCUUAUCUCCCUCGUUCCAACUGUGGGAGUCAUCUAACGUUUAUCACUCACACACACACACACUCACUCUCACACACACACAAACAGACACUCAGAAGAGAUGAACACCAUUUGAGGGGGGUAAAUUCUGCACUGUAAAUUGUAGUACAGGUUUUGGUUUGAUUUGAGGGGAGCGCUAGACGCCGGCAUUUCAUUUCCAUUAGGGAGCAGCCAGAUGCACUGCCUCUGUUUCCAUUAGUCCCCAUCCAGCCACCCCGCUGCUUUUCUGAGAAUCAUGCACCUGUCACGCAUCAUUUGGGCCUUGAUCACACUGCACACAGUCAGGCCCCUAUAAGCCUGCAAAGAGGCAUCGGAUCUGACACGCACACAACUAGAGGGCUGAAAUACACUAAAUAAAUGAUAGGGGCAGAGAGAGAGUCAUUGACGUGCCUUGUGUGUGGCAACUGCGCUGGGUUAGAGGUGUUUGUAUGCAUUGACCGUGUAUGUUAGUCGAUUGGUUGGGAUGUAUCCACUUUGCCUGGAGUCAUUCAGGGCAUUAUAGAGGACACAGCAGUUAUUUAAUGGAGCCGAACCACAUGUAGAGUGCAUUGCCGAGUAAAUCAAUGGCCCCAACACAAUCUUCUGGUAGUCCGUACCACUAUGUCCAACUCUUUGCAUUAGCAAGGUCAAAUGCAAGAGCUCUCUCCACCUCUCACCCACAUUUAGAUGCUGUUCAUCUCAAAUUGGUUUAAUUGAUUCAGUGGCAGGGAUUGCCAUUGAUGCAUGCAUUUUACAUUUACAUUUUAUUCAUUUAGCAGAUGCUCUUAUCCAAAGCGACUUACAGUUAGUGCAAGUCAAUCUUUUCUCAAAGUAACUAUCACCAAAGUCAGAGCUAGUAAGGGGGGAAAAAAGUGUUAGUUCACAAAAUGAUUUUAUUUAGGGGUGAGGAGGGGGUGUGAGGUGGGGUGCUGUGGGAUUAUUUAAGAUACUCUUUGAAGAGGUAGGGUUUCAGAUGUUUUCAUAAGAUGGACAGGGACUAUGCUGUCCUAGUUUCGGGGGGGGAAGCUGGCUCCACCAUUGGGGUGCCAGGACAGAGAAUAACUUUGACUGGGCAUGCAUGCAUGCAUUUUGCAUUGCCAUGAUGAUGUUUGAGUUAUGGUGGUCUCUCUUCCUUGACUGUUUGUCUCACUGUGCUGGAGGUGGUGGUGUGUUUCUUCUCAGUGUGGUCCAUUGUGGGCCUGUCGGGCUUCCAUACCUACCUGAUCAGCUCCAAUCAGACCACCAAUGAGGAUGUGAGUACACACACAAACACGCACACGCACACACACACACACACACACACACACACACACACACACACACACACACACACACCCCACAUCUCUUCCCCCUCUUUCUCUAUCAGUCUCUGACUUCGACUGCUGAUAACAAUUCUGUCUCGCAUUAAGGGUCAUUUCAUGCUUGGGCCUCCAUGUAAUAAGUCGCUGGCUUGAUUUUCUUUCACUUAUGCUGCUGAUGUUCUGGUAGAUUGAACACUCCAGAAUCCUCCCUAAUCCUUCUUAACUGUCUCCUCUGGUCUGAUUGGUUAAGUUCAACUGUCCUCCAAGAGUUGCUGAAUUUCUCUUUCCUUCAGUUUUCUUCUCAAUUCAUGCACCUUGGUUGGAGAGCGAGGUAGCUGCAGUGUUCUCUGUUCCCUCUCCAGAUUAAAGGCUUGUGGUCGAACAAACGGGCGAAGGACAACUACAAUCCCUACAGCUAUGGGAACAUCCUGACCAACUGUUGUGCUGCCCUCUGUGGUCCUCUUCCACCCAGGUGAGUUGCUCUCUGCCAGGGCCAAGCUAACAGCAAGGCUGGGUCGUGUUCAGUUGGGAGAAAACUUUUUGAAACAGGGAGGUACUUGCUGAAACUUAUCCAAUGAGAACACAGCUUUUUGUUUUCCGUUGCAAAACAUUUUUUUGCUAUGGUGUGCACCAGAGUUGUGGACUCGAGUCACAUGACUUGGACUCGAGUCUGACUCAAGUCACAGAUUUGAUGACUUGAGACUCGACUUGCUAGAAAAUAAAAUAACGUGAGACUUGACUUGGACUUCAGACCUCAAGACUACUUUGACUUGAGACUGAUGACUUUAAAUUAUCUGGCCAGGUUUUGUAAUGUUUUGUCGCUCAUUUUGUGUCAUAGAGUCUACGUGGAUUACUCUACAUGCAGUCAGAGACAGUAGCCGUAGCAUCGCCCUUGCAAAAAAACAUGCAACAGAUUGGCUAGUGAAACGCACACUCGGCCCUCUGAUUGGACCAGCAAAUUGUCCAUCAACACAGGUCGGGUGAGCUAGCGAACGGAUUGCUGAUUUGCUGUACAGCUAUAGGAUCAGGUGCAGCGCAAACGUCAAAUUAUAGGGAGAGAGGAUUGCCAUAAUAAAUAAAUAUACAUCUCCAAAAAUGGUUUGGUGAUCAAGAAUAUUAACUGUUUACUUUGCAAGCUCACCAGCAAUGGGGCAACGAUUACUAGCAUAGGCCUACUGGUUUUUUGGUAUGUAAAAAUUGCUUGAAAUUGAUAAUAUACUUAGUUAAAAAUAGCUUGAAAUUGAUAAUUUACUCAUGAAGCAUGUAUUUAAAAUUUGUUGUUAAAAUGAAUUAUUACUUUGACGAAGACGCACCAUAUGUGCCAGUGGAGAGUGCUUUUUCUCUUGUUGAAAUGUUUUCUGUUGCUUUCACACAUUUAAAUGCAUAUGUGGUCAAUCUAUGUUCCAUCUAUUACUACAGUAAUUGCUAGCGUUUCAUCAUUCCAUCCCUGUACCGUUUAUUGCAACACUUAUUUCUGUUUCAGGUUUGAUAGUUAUGUCGGAAGUUCCGUGUGUCUGUGUCCUACUUCUCUGUCAUUUUUGUUGUGCGUAAUAGGAGCACACGUGCCUCAGUGCACAUAGAAAUAGGCUACGUGGCCUGCGCUCCACGCUUUGGAGUCAGAACAUUGAAUAAGAGAAAAUGAUUGUUCCAUGUUUGAAUGGUGUUUAAAUAUCAGUAAUAAUCAUUAUGUCUCAUUAAGACGAAUGUACCAAUGUAACAAUGGAUGUGGAAAUGGCCUUUGACAUUGUAGAACCAGCUGAUUUGGUUGUAUUGCCAAUUGGGAAAUUGUAUGGUCCUGGGGGCCAAGUGCUUAUAUUACCUGUUUGAGCUCCUGUUAGACAGAUUCGAUUUGGUUUCUCAAGGGGAGGCUGUGCAGUCUUGCCCUCUACCUGUGUCAAUUCAGAUAGGACAGGUUAAAAGGAAAAUUCCACCCAAAAACAGAAAUCAUCCACGUAUGAUUUAUGUAUUUUGAAAGUUACAUAUAUUGAAAACCUGAUUGAUGACAUGCAAAACAUUUUGGGACUAUGUCAACAAUUGACUAAUGAAACAAAUACCAAAAUAUGGUUUUUGGGUGGAGUUUUCCUUUAAGCCUGAAAUGGAGGCUAUUUCUUUUGGGCUAUUGUCUGUGUAUAUUUGGUUAAUCUACUUGUAUAUUUUGUAUGAUAUGGCGCUUUCACGAUUGGUUAACCAAGGUCCCUAUUGUACAGUUACAUAGGCUAAUCGAAAUGUGUUAUAGACAAAACAAUGAAAAGGACUGUCUGGUUCCUCAAUAAACAAAGAUUUGUAGUUGAACAAGUCGUUGCAUGUAUUGAUUUUUUUUACUUGACUUAAAGAAAACUUGACUCGACUUGCUCUUAGAAUGCACAACUUGAACUUGACUCGAGUCUUGACCCGUUCUACUUGGGACUCGACUUGCGACUUGCUUGUGACUCAAAUAAUAGCGACUUGGUCCCACCUCUGGUAUGCACUAAUGAGCACGACCCUGCACUGAGGAUCCUCACCAGUCACGACUGUAGCUAUAAGGGAUUUUAGAUUCAGCUCUCAAUCUCUCCCUCCUCCUCCUCUCCCCUCCUCCAUUCCUCUCCCGUUCUGCAUUAGUCAGCACUGACAGAAUGAGCUCCACUUAUGAGAAUCACACAGCCUGCCACUGUUUUUAAUAAACAGCACUUUCAAUCAAGAUAUCCAUCAGCGCACACAGGAAUAUUUACUGUACACUCUGUUUCCGUCGUCUGUCGAGGGAACUUGAACUAGCUUUGUCUUACACGUUAUUGGGAUGAGCUCAGAACAUUGGCUGCGUCCCUAAUAGCAACCUAUUCCCUAUGUAGUCACUACUUUUGACCAGGGCCCAUAAGGCUCUGGUCAAAAGUAGUGCACUAUAUAGGAAAAAGGGUGCGAUUUUGGACACAUCCAUUGUUAGCGUCCCCACAGCAUAUGGUUGGUUAUGACGUUUAACGUAAAUGGUCUGGCUAGAGGAGAUAAUGUCGUUCAGCCAGUAAUUUGCUCUCUCCCAAGUGACACCACAAUAUAUUAGUGUACAUUUAGUGUCAAUGUUGUUUUUGGCACUAAUUUGACUCCAUACACAUUACAAUACCCCCAGAUACAAAAUCAGGUUAGUUUGUCAAACAUCUGGUGGAUCAACAUUUUAUCAUUGAUUCAUUAUCAAGUCUAUUACAUGAAUGGGUUACAACUGACUUGAGAAUAGUUGAGCAAUGUGAUGUGUAAUAAUAGUUGAGUUAUGUGUAAGGUUUGUUCAGUAGGUAGGUAGAGGUAACUGCCAAAAUAAUGGAAGCACUUGAGUAAUAAUAAUAAUAAUAAUAUGCCAUUAGCAGACGCUUAUCCAAAGCGACUUACCGUCAUGCGUGCAUACAUGUAUUAUUUUUGGUGAUGGGUGGCCCGGGAUCGAACCACUCCCUUGGCGUUACAAGCGCCGUGCUCUACCAGCUGAGCUACAGAGGACCACGUAAAUGAGGGAUACAACGUUUAUUGAAUGCAGGUGCUUUCACACAGGUGUGACUCCUGAGUUAAUUAAUCAAUUAACAUCCCAUCAUGCUUAGGGUCAAGCCAUCAUGCUAGCAAGCCAUUAUUUUGGCUACCAUGGCUAUGCCCCCAUAGGAUGACAAUGCCCCCAUCCACAGGGCACGAGUGGCCACUGAAUGGUUUGAUGAGCAUGAAAACGAUAUUAACCAAAUGCCAUGGCCAUCUGUCACCAGAUCUCAACUCAAUUAAAUACUUGUGGAAAGAUUCUGGGGCGGCGUCUGAGACAGUGUUUUCCACCACCAUCAACAAAACACCAAAUUAUUACAUUUCUUGUGGAAGAAUGGUGUCGCAUCCGUCCAAUAGAGUACCAGACACUUGUAGAAUCUAUGCCAAGAUGCAUUGAAGCUGUUCUGGCUCGUGGUGGACCCAACACCCUAUUAAGACACUUUAUGUUGGUGUUUCCUUUACUUUGGCAGUUACCUGUACAUUGGGUUGGAUCCUGUGGGAAUUUCACACAUCAUUAACACGUUUGCCGUUACCUCAAGGGAAUGUGUUGGGGAUCGUUCCCCAUCUGGAGACAGGUGGCUGCAAUCUGCUCUGUGUGUGGGUAUGCAUGGAGGGAUGGGCCUGGAGGCUUCUCACACACAAGCACAAAUGCAUGCACCGAGGCAGAUUGCGUACAGACACACACGCUCUAACAGACACACAACCGCUUUUGCGGGCACACACACACCCAAGCAAACUCAUCCAUGCUCUUGCCGACACACACACACAUACACACACACUUCAAGACUUCUGCUCAUGUUCCCUGUCUUCUCUUCCUAGUCUUAUUGACCGAAGAGGCUUCAUCCAGUCAGUCACACCCCAGCCUGUGUCACACUCCAACGGCAGCAGCAUGUAUGCCUCCACCCAGCUUCACACUCACAUGGUAGGUUGUAUGUGUGUGUGUGUGGUUCUUUGUGCAUUCUAUAGAGAGAUGUUAAGGGUUUGACAGGACUGAGUUGGCACUUCAGUAUUUAUAUCUACUGAGAAACGCUUAAUACUGUAUGUCAGCAACACACUCAAGUGCUCUCGCUUACAAAUGGCAAACUUUGUUGUUAUUACAAGCCAAGAGAGAACAGUAAUCUGUCUACAGUGCCUUGCAAAAGUAUUCAUCCCCCUUGGCGUUUUUCAUAUUUUGUUGCAUUACAACCUGUAAUUUAAAUUGAUUUUUAUUUGGAUUUCAUGAAAUGGACAUACACAAAAUAGUCCAAAUUGGUGAAGUGGAAUGAAAAAAAAAAAUGGUUUCAAAAAAUGCUAAAAAAAUAAAUAAUGGAAAAGUAGUGCGUGCAUAUGUAUUCAACUGCUUUGCUAUGAAGCCCCUAAAUAAGAUCUGGUUCAACCAAUUACCUUCAGAAGUUACGUAAUUAGUUAAAUAAAGUCCACCUGUGUGCAAUCUAAGUGUCACAUGAUCUGAGUAUAUACAGUUGAAGUCGGAAGUUUACAUACACUUAGGUUGGAGUCAUUAAAACUCGUUUUUCAACCACUCCACAAAUUUCUUGUUAGCAAAUUAUAGUUUUGGCAAGUCGGUUAGGACAUCUACUUUGUGCAUGACACAAGUAGUUUUUCCAACAAAUGUUUACAGACAGAUUAUUUCACUUAUAAUUCACUGUAACACAAUUCCAGUGGGUCAGAAGUUUACAUACACUAAGUUGACUGUGCCUUUAAACAGCUUGGAAAAUUCCAGAAAAUGAUGUCAUGGCUUUAGAAGCUUCUGAUAGGUUAAUGGACAUCAUUUGAGUCAAUUUCAGGUGUACCUGUGGAUGUAUUUCAAGGCCUACCUUCAAACUCAGUGCCUCUUUGCUUGACAUCAUGGGAAAAUCAAAAGAAAUCAGCCAAGACCUCAGACAAAGAAUUGUAGACCUCCACAAGUCUGGUUCAUCCUUGGGAGCAAUUUCCAAAUGCCUGAAGGUACCACAUUCAUCUGUACAAACAAUAGUACGCAAGUAUAAACACCAUGGGACCAUGCAGCCGUGAUACUGCUCAGGAAGGAGACGCGUUCUGUCUCCUAGAGAUGAACGUACUUUGGUGCGAAAAGUGCAAAUCAAUCCCAGAACAACAGCAAAGGACCUUGUGAAGAUGCUGGAGGAAAUAGGUACAAAAGUAUCUAUAUCCACAGUAAAACGAGUCCUAAAUCGACAUAACAUGAAAGACCGCUCAGCAAGGGAGAAGCCACUGCUCCAAAACCACCAUAAAAAAGCCAGACUACGGUUUGCAACUGCACAUGGGGACAAACAUCAUACUUUUUGGAGAAAUGUCCUCUGGUCUGAUGAAACAAAAAUAGAACUGUUUGGCCAUAAUGACCAUCGUUGUGUUUGGAGAAAGGGGGGGGGGGGGGGGGGGGGAGGACGGGGUAUCAGCAUCAUAAUAAUAAUAAUAAUCAUGCUGUGGGGAUGCUUUGCUGCAGGAGGGACUAGUGCACUUCAUAAAAUAGAUGGCAUCAUGAGGAAGGAAAAUGAUGUGGAUAUAUUGAAGCAACAUCUCAAGACAUCAGUCAGGAAGUUAAAGCUUGGUCGCAAAUGGUCUUCCAAAUGGACAAUGACACCAAGCAUACUUCCAAAGUUGUGGCAAAAUGGCUUAAGGACAACAAAGUCAAGGUAUUGGAGUGGCCAUCACAAAGCCCUGACCUCAAUCCUAUAGAACAUUUGUGGGCAGAACUGAAAAAGCAUGUGCGAGCAAGGAGGCCUACAAACCUAACUCAGUUACACCAGCUCUGUCAGGAGGAAUGGGCCAACAUUCACCCAACUUAUUGUGGGAAGCUUGGGGAAGGCUACCCGAAAUGUUUGACCCAUGUUAAACAAUUUAACGGCAAUGCUAACAAAUACUACUUGAGUGUAUGUAAACUUCUGAUUAAAUGUCAGGAAUUGUGAAAAACUGAGUUUAAAUGUAUUUGGCUAAGGUAAACUUCCAACUUCAACUGUAUCCACCUGUUCUGAAAGGCCCCAGAGUCUGCAACACCACUAAGCAAGGGGCACCACCAAGCAAGCGGCACCAUGAAGACCAAGGAGCUCUCCAAACAGGUCAGGGACAAAGUUGUGGAGAAGUACAGAUCAGGGUUGGGUUAUAAAAAAAUAUCCGAAACUUUGAACAUCCCACGGAGCACCAUUAAAUCCAUUAUAAAAAUGGAAAGAAUAUGGCACCACAACAAACCUGCCAAGAGAGGGCCGCCCACCAAAACUCACGGACCAGGCAAGGAGGGCAUUAAUCAGAGGCAACAAAGACGCCAAAGAUAACCCUGAAGGAGCUGCAAAGCUCCACAGCGGAGAUUGGAAUAUCUGUCCAUAGGACCACUUUAAGGACCACUUUAAGCCAUACACUCCACAGAGCUGGACUUUACGGAAGAGUGGCCAGAAAAAAGCCAUUGCUUAAAGAAAAAAAAUAAGCAAACACGUUUGGUGUUCGCCAAAAGGCAUGUGGGCGACUCCCCAAACAUAUGGAAGAAGGUACUCUGGUCAGAUGAGACUAAAAUUUAGCUUUUUGGCCAUCAAGGAAAACGUUAUGUCUGGCGCAAACCCAACCCCUCUCAUCACCCCGAGAACACCAUCCCCAAAGUGAAGCAUGGUGGUGGCAGCAUCAUGCUGUGGGGAUGUUUUUCAUCGGCAGGGACUGGGAAACUGGUCAGAAUUUAAGGAAUGAUGGAUGGCGCUAAAUACAGGGAAAUUCUUGAGGGAAACCUGUUUCAGUCUUCCAUAGAUCUGAGACUGGGACGGAGGUUCACCUUCCAGCAGGACAAUGACCCUAAGCAUACUGCUUAAGUAACACUUGAGUGGUUUAAGGGGAAAUAUUUAAAUGUCUUGGAAUGACCUAGUCAAAGCCCAGAUCUCAAUCAAAUUGAGAGUCUGUGGUAUGACUUAAAGAUUGCUGUACACCAGUGGAACCCAUCCAACUUGAAGGAGCUGGAGCAGUUUUGCCUUGAAGAAUGGGCAAACAUCCCAGUGGCUAGAUGUGCCAAGCUUAUAGCGACAUACCCCAAGAGACUUGUAGCUGUAAUUGCUGCAAAAGGUGGCUAGUUAUGCACGCUCAAGUUUUCUGUUUUUAUGUCUUAUUUGUUGUUUGUUUCAUAAUAAAAAAUAUUUUGUAUCUUCAAAGUGGUAGGCAUGUUGUGUAAAUCAAAUGAUACAAACCCCCCAAAAAUCCAUCUUAAUUCCAGGUUGUGAGGCAACAAAAUAGGAAAAAUGCCAAGGGGGGUGAAUACUUUCGCAAGCCACUGUAUCGUUAAAAAAAGUUUAAUAGCCUUAUGGUCUCGUCAAAUACCUGUCAUGUACCCCUAUUACCAUCUCUGUCAUUAUUGGGAUCUGAACUUCUCUUCCUCCUCUUUCUUUCUCUUUUCUUUCUCUCUCUCUCCUCUCUUACUUCUCUCUCUUUCUCGCUCGCUUGCUCCCUGCCGGUGGCUGCUGUGGGCUAUACCCUGUGAUCCGGAGAGCAGUAUUUAAUAGUGAAUGAACACAGCUCAUGUGUUUGUAUUCAUUAAUUCAACGGGGUGUAGCUUCUCACUUCUCACUCUGCUUUUAAGUGUGAUGGAUGAAUAACUCCUAUCAUCCUCCCUCUGAAUAUAUCCAUGUUUUAAAUCACAGGUACUCUGCUGAAUACUGACGUGUAUAAUUCUGAUGUGUAUAAUUCUCCCAACGUCUGUGGAUCCUCUCCCUGCAUUACUUUUCAAAUAGGCGUUUUAUAUCUCAAGCAGAAUAAUCAUAAUCUCCUGGCUGGUUCCUCAUUAGCAUACAGCCUUGUUUGAAGCUGGCAGCUGUGAGAACAAGUAGCUUUGGCCAUACGCCUGUGGAGAGAUUGUGAAAAUGUUCCACAUUUGUAACAAAAAUAAUCAAUUUCGGGCAAUCUCAAAAUGUAAGUUGUUUGAGUUGAAGUAGUGAGUUUAAUGAGGUAUUGAGUUGAUUUGACAUGCUAAUGUGUCCGUGGUAAUGGCAUGUUCUAUCUAUCUCUCCAUUUCACUUUCCCUGUCUUCUCAGUGUGACCAAGAGCACUGCAUUCAGAACACCAAAUUCGUUUUUCAGGCUGCCGCCACCCCCCUGCUCCACAGCGACCCCGUCAUGAUUGGUGGAGGGGGACCCCCUUUCCCUGGGAAGAGUUCCUUGGGGGUCCCCUGUGCCGCCUCCCUGGCCCCCAGCCAGCCCUCCCUGCCCUCCUCCAUGCCCGGGCUGGGCUGUGCGGGGGACAUGUUGUCUCUGAGGGACCCAGACACCCACUGCCACCACCACCACUUUCCCAGCCCUGAGGAGACUCCCUUGCCCCCUGGCCCUAUGCCUCUGACUUUGCCCUGCGCCGCCCACAGGGGACACAUGAACCCAGCCCAGCUCUACGACCCUGCCAGCCAGGACUCUCUGCACGAGGACUCUGUCAGGGGCCUGGUCAAACUCAGCUCUGUCUGAGACUGGGCCCCACUGCCAUCUCCCCCUGGCUCUUUGGAACCACUACCCAGACUCUGUCAGCGUGCCAAAUGGCACCCUAUUCCCUAUGUAAUGCACUACUUUUGACCAGGGCCCAUGGACUCUAGUAAAAAGUUGUGCCUCUUCCUCUCCCUCUCUCCUUCCCUCCACACUGCCGGCUCAGGACCAAAGCCAUACUUCCCCUAACAUUCCACCCCAGCCCUCCCUCCAUCCCUCCAUCCCACCCAGAUUUGCACCCCCACCUGUUGAGAUAAGCUAUUCUAGUGCCAAACAGACAGACCCUCAGUCCUCACUACACCUGACCAGGACCAAAUCACACUUCUGACUCCCACUUCCUCUUCACAGUAGUAUAGCUAGUGCUCUACCAGGUGUCUACCAGGCCUGGAUGCAGGUAAAGCCUUCUGCCAAAUGCUCAUGACUUGUGCUCUAUUCUCCAAUGACAUGUAGAGGAAACUACCUACCUGGACCAGGCUGUGUCAUUGUCUGAAAAUGAGACUGACUCUCUCUCCUCUCUCUCAGCUAAACCUACCAAGGCAGUUGCCAUUUGGGUUUGCUGACAUCCAAAGACACACACAGCGUGACACUUCUCUGGUUCUUCAGGUCUGUUGAUUAGCUGGAAAGACAUGAAUCAGGACUAAAUACAGGACUUGUUUAUAGUUUGCCAUGUGGGUUGUGUGUCCUGAGUGGUGACACUCUUUUAUACAGUAAUAAUGGACACAGCCAAUCAGUGUUGUCCAUGGCCACAGAUGAUGUCACUUCCUGUUUGAGAUUGUGUUGACACUGUACGUGGUGAUCGGUGGUGUUCAUCAGUCCGUCCUGGUGUCUGUGUGACGCUAGUCGCAUUGAAUCUUUGUUUUGUUAAAAUGUGAUGCCAAAACAUGGCGGCAUCCCAAAUGUCACACUCUAUUUAGUGCAUUACUUUUGACCAGGGCCUAUGGGGCUCUGGCAAAAGUAGUGCACUAAAUAGGGAAUAGGGUGCCAUUUGGGAUGUAGAUUAAAUGUAAUGUGAUGAUUGUGCCAAGAAAUUCUCAUUGACUUCCAUCUUUAUACAUUAAUGCCUGUGGAUAAUUAAUAAAUUCACAUAUGUUUAUGUACAAGAGUGGAUUUUAUUUAUUCAACCAGCCGGUGCGCAGUCACUUGGCAGAAAUGCAACACAAUACCCAAUAGCCUUUUCAGUGAAUACCCUUUGCAGACGGAAAUUAGCUGCUAGCUAAAUCUGGUACAACUGUUGACAAAAUUCUGGUAGAUUUCCCAAAAUUCCCAGGUUUUCCAGAAGUCACAGUUGGAAGAUUCCCAGAAUCAGGAGGGAAUAUGCAGAAAAUCCGGAAACCUCCAACCAGGAUUUCUAGAAAACCUGGGAAUUUAGGGAAAGUUACCGGCAUUUUGCAACUGUAAUCUGUUGACCAAACUUUAUUUGGAGUAGACAAUUCCAUUCCAACAGCUUCUUCUGUACCAUGCUACCAAGUGUAUGACUAUGUAUCAUGCUCUCUCACAAAUGUAUGACUGAAUGCUUGCAGUUCAGGGCCGGCGCUAGCCUUUUGGGGGACCUAAGCGAGAUUUGGUUGGGAGACCACUAUAAUUUUUUGUUUUAAAGUAAAUUUCCUGCAAUUCUACACAUUUUGCCAUGUUCUUUUGGAGUUUAAUUUAUUUGAUCAUUUAAAACAAGGUACACGUAUAAAAUUAUGCACUUGAUUAAGAAUCAUUGAGGAUAAACACUAAAAAGUCUAUGACCUUUCCAUUGGGGAGUAGAGAAAAUGGUGCAGUUUUAAAGUAAUCGUUCUGCAAUUCUACACAUUUGCCAUGGGUUGGAGAGAAAAGGUUUACAGUUUUACAACUAAUUUCCUGCAAUUCUACUCAAUUUGCCAUGGGGUGGAGAUACAUUUUAAAAGUAAUUUCCUGCAAUUCCCCUGGCGGCCAGGGGCCCUAAGCGAUCGCUUAUGUCACUUAUGCCUGGAGCUGGCCCUGAGUCAGCUGAUGGCAGUGACUGAUAUCUUAUUUACAGUGUGUAGGUACUGUUAGGUCUACCUGGCUAAACCAGCUGUGAGGGAUCUGCUGCUGUCUGGAUAGUGAGAUUAUGUUGAUGUGGAUGCUAUUUUUAGGGCUGAUAGACUGUAUACUGCUCUCUAGUGGAUACACUGAGGACAGAUUCACUUGCCCUCAGGUUUAUCAUCUGUACUGAAAGUACUGUAGCUUGGUCCCAGAUCGGUUUGUGCUCUUGCCAUUGCUCAUUGUCAAGACAAACAGUGAUUAUGAGUUGGCAUGAUAGCACAAACAGACUGGCAAUCAGUCUAUACUUAUCAUUUUAAAAAAUGUAUAGGGCAAUAUGAAUAUAACAUUCACAAUCAUGUUUGACAAUUUAUUUCAGGAACAAAUAUGUAAUUCCAUCAAACAGUGGAGGCGUGCAUGGCUACGCAGUCAUGGUUGAACAGGGAGUACAGGAGGGGGCUGAGCACACACCCUUGUGGGGCCCCAGUGUUGAGGAUCAGUGAUGUGGAGAUGUUGUUUCCUACCUUCACCACACGGCCCGUCAGUAAGUCCAGGACCCAAUUGCACAGGGCGGGGUUGAGACCCAGGGCCUCAAGCUUAAUGAUGAGCUUGGAGGGUACUAUGGUGUUGAAUGCUGAGCUAUAGUCAAUGAACAGCAUUCUUACAUAGGUAUUCUUCUUGUCCAGAUUGGAUAGGGCAGUGUGCAAAUUGAAGUGGGUCUAGGGUGACAUAAGGUGGAGGUGACAUGAUCCUUGACUAGUCUCUCAAAGCACUUCAUGAUUACAGAUGUGAUUGCUACAGGGUGAUAGUAAUGUAGUUCAGAAACCUUUGCAUUCUUGGGUACAGGAACAAUGGUGACCAUCUUGAAGCAUGUGGGGACAGCAGACUGGUAUAGGGAAAUUGAAUGUCCAUAAACACACCAGCCAGCUGGUCUGCGCAUGCUCUGAGGACGCGGCUAGGAAUGCCGUCUGGGCCGGCAGCCUUGCGAGGGUUAACACGUUUAAAUGUUUUACGUCAGCCACGGAGAAGGAGAGUCCACAGUUCUUGGUAGCUGGUCGCGUCGGGUGGCGCUGUGUUAUCCUCAAAGCUGGCAAAUAACUUGUUUAGUUUGUCUGGCAGCAAGACGUCGGUGACCGCGACGUGGCUGCUUUUCUUAUUGUAGUCCGUGAUUGUCUGUAAACCCUGCCACAUACGUCUCGUGACUGAGCCGUUUAAUUGCGACUCCACUUUGUCUCGAUAUUGACGUUUUGUCUGUUUAAUUCCCUUGCGGAGGGAAAGACCACUUUGUGAAGUAAAUUAGGUGAUAAAGUAUGUGAAAAGGAGACUGGAGUGCGACUUUUAAUUUGUUAGUUUAUUAUGGUCAUACAUCUUUAUAUACACUUGAGUCAUUUCCUAUGGCAAAGCUUGUGGGCUUUUGCUUACAGUUGUUCUUGGUUAAUAUUCAAAAAUAACUUCAGUUUUGGGAACAGAAAUUACUCAACACACAGGUGGCAUAAGCACAAAAUCCACCUUUAAAAUGAUAGAUCAGGUAUAUUUGUGUGGAAACUUGCAUAGGAAAGAGCUCCCUGAUAAUUUAAUAUUUGCGCAGAUAUUGCUUAUAGCAGACCUGCACUCUGGAAAUAGGUAUGUAAUGUGUAUGAUCAAUUCCCUGAUCUAAUACCUUUGUUACAUAGUGGUUAAGUUGCUAUAUAAGCCGUGGUUACGUUGCUAUAUAAACCGUGGUUAAGUUACUAUAUAAGCCAUGGUUAAGUUGCUAUAUAAGCCAUUGUCAUUUCAGCCACAGUUCCCAGUAUAUCGUAUACAUAAAAUAAACCUUUUUGGUUAGCAAAGGUAAACAAGAAUGUAAUUCAAAACCCCUCCUGGAAGACGUACAGAAUUACCUAACCAUACAAGCUCACUCUUGUACUACAUAGUAUUUUCUAUAUUAUAAACUGGGUGGUUCGAGCCCUGAAUGCUGAUUGGCUGAUAGCCGUGGUAUAUCAGACUGUAUACCACAGGUAUGACAAAACAUUUAUUUUUACUGCUCUAAUUAUGUUGGUAACCAGUUUAUAAUAGCAAUAAGGCACCUCAGGGGUUUGUGAUAUAUGGCCAGUAUACCAUGGCUAAGGGCUGUGUCCAGGCACUCUGCGUUGCGUCGUGCUUAAGAACAGCCCUUAGCCAUGGUAUAUUGGCCAUAUACCACACCCCCUCGGGCCUUAUUGCUGAAACAUAUCACAUGAUGUGAUAUUAGAUUGGAGUAGUGCAACAGCUUAGAGCUAUAUUAAAUUAGAUAAGCUUUCAUCCAUUUUUUAUGCCCAUGGCAUAACAUAUUUAGCCGUAGAGUCUAGUAAAUUAGAUAACCAGCUAAUAGGAAUGCUUUCACAUUCCAGGGGUGAAAGGUUAAACGGCUCCAGCACACGCUUAAAUAACAAGCAUUAAUAGAGGAAAGUACUGCUAUUCUGAUGCAUUAGGAUGAAAAUGAAUAUUACAAAACUGAUCAUAGCAUCACUAUCGCCCUGCCCUUGUUGCUUCAAAUUAAUAAAAGGCGUUUGUGUCUACCUACCCGUUUGUGUCUACCUACCCAUACCUGCUUCAACAGAUAAUUUGCUAAUUACAUUCAACCUGCCCCAAAAUGAAUUGACAUGUUGUCAGACACUUGAUUAGUAGUCCAUUAAUGUACUGAGAGUCCCAAAUUAAAACCAAACAUAUGCACAUAGGAGGAAUAUCAAGGACGCAAUGGGUAGAGGACAUGCAGUGGCAGAUGCUUUUCAACGAAGCUGUAUGAGACCCUGGCUGAGGAGGCUAUGGGUCCUCAUUCUCCAUGCUUCUCCCAAAAUGUGCACUUGCACACUUUCUUGCAUGGCUUUUACAAUGGUGGAUACUUCCUCCAGCCAAUGCUUACACCAAUCCUAUGCUUUAAAUCCAUGACGGGAGUGUGCAAGGUCUGCUACUGCUACUACAUUUCUGGAAAAGGGUUGUGAAUCGUGACGUAGCCAGAGUUGGAGGUCAUUCUAAGGGUGACUGGGGUCAGAUCUUAGAGGUCAGAUCUUGGAGGUCAGGAGUGUGUCCCAACAAUAUCUCCUUAAACGCAUUGGAUUGAUGAAGGCAUAGGCUAGCUAGAGGAAGUUAACCACCAUAUUUCUCAUACCGGUCAUUUCCUUUCAAAUCAGUGAAGGAAUGUGAACAAGUGCACACUUUGGGAGGAAGGAGAGACAAUUGGGACAUAAGACCGAUUUUUGGAGGUCAGGGGUCACCACAGCUUGAUAUCCAGCAGCUGCAGGUCUCCCAGGAUCUCCAGCUCGGUAAUACGGCUCAGGUCCUGGACACGGUGCUUAUAGUCCAGAUGGUGGACCCCGUUCACCGCUACCUUGAACUGGUUGGCCUCACACAGGAUGAUCAUCUAGAACGAGCAACACACGGGAGAGGAUAUGAGGGGUAG